GUGACAUCUGUUAAGGUUGCUUUCUUGUAUGUUCAGGCAGGUAGUUACAAUAGAGGAUAACGGCAAGGUGCAAAAUCCGCUAGUCACACGGCGAGAAUUGGAGAUCAACCAUACCUAUUCCUUUUCUGUUAGCCGAAGUCAAACGAAAUGGCACGAAAAACGCAUACCAAAUCCCGGACUGGUUGCCAGACCUGCAAGGCUCGCCGAAUCCGAUGUGACGAAUCCUGGCCGGCCUGUAAGCGGUGCACCUCCACUGGUCGUCGCUGCGACGGGCCCUCGAAAGCAGUGGCGGCUGUAACAGUCUCAUUCGCCCACGUGUUGACUAUUCCGACAAUGCAAAAGCCACUGGCAAGGUUAGUCUAUGAAAAUGACCAAGAAGCUCGAUAUGUUGCAUAUUUUCUGGAGCGCAUUGCAACCAGCCCUCGAGGUCAAUCCAUUAUACCUCCUUGGCGGACACUAAUGAUUCAAGGAGUCCUUGGAGAUACCGCUGUUCGACAAUGUGCCUUGGCAAUGAGUGUACUUAUGCUGGAGGAGAAUGCCGAACAUCAAUCCACGGCAUGUCUCCUGCCUUCUCGGCGUGGGGAUGCCAGAUAUAAGCUCGCGUUGAAGAAAUACGGGAAAGCGUUGUCUUCUGUACGAGCGCUGCUGUCUCAUAGCGACAGGCGAUCGGUUGAAGCUGCUUUACUAUGUGGAAUCAUCUGUAUCUGGUUCGAAAUCCUAAUUAAGGAUCAUCUAAGUGCCUUAAGUCACCUCGACAGAUGUCUGAAUAUUGUACAGAUGUCACGAUUCCUGGGUAGAGGAGAUAUCGACGUUGAUAUCAAAGAGGCCUACGUAAAACUUGACAUACAAGCGGCAAUAUAUAUUGGUGCACGGUCUCCUGUUCUUCUCGUCGAGGAGACAAAGCCAAUCCCAUACAUAUUCGACACGUUCAGACAAGCGGAGCAGAUCUUCAAUGCGGUAUAUGGUAAUGUCAUGUAUCUUUCACGCAAGGUAGCUUCACAGUAUCGCUACCAUCAGCCGGGUCUGAUUCCCCUAGAGCUCCUCGCGGAUACGCAGUUAUUGCAACAGCGCCUAGAGCAAUGGAACUCUGCAUUCAACUACUCUUACUCCUGCCAAAAGGCACAAGGAGACCCUCAGAUGACCCCACAAGUAUCCCUACUGUUGAUCCAGUAUCACAUGGCCGUCAUAACCGCCUCAACAUGUCUUUACACCGAAGAAAUGAUCUACGAUCGGUUCUUACCUGAUUUUGAUCAUAUGAUACGACUUGCAGAUAAGCUAGUGUCGUGGUGGCACAGUCAACCCGCAGGAAGCACACUGGGAGUCCCUUUGGACAUGGGUGUCGUUCAGCCUCUGUACAUGAUUGCCACUAAGUGUCGGACCAGCUUGCUUCGUCAGAAGGCGAUUGACAUGCUGCUUUCAAUGCCAAAUAACGAGGGAAUUCGGGAAGUUCCGCUCUUGGCUUCAGUGGCACGGAGAGCAAAGGAUAUCGAAGAGCUGGGGUUGGACGUUGAGAUAGAUGGUGUGCCUGAAUUUCGCAGGAUACAUGCAAUUGGAUUUGAUGUCACCCAGGGAACUAGCCGGGCCCAUGUGGAAUUCCGUAGACGUCCAAAUGGAAUGGACGGAGAAUGGGAAGGGUGGAAAGAAUUCGUAUCUUAUUAACGGUUGUCAUGAGUGUGGUCUUGACGCAAUGCCA
This is a messenger RNA of Aspergillus alliaceus, 1693 nucleotides long. RefSeq names its product Zn(II)2Cys6 transcription factor. Gene Ontology annotation, molecular function: zinc ion binding; DNA-binding transcription factor activity, RNA polymerase II-specific. NCBI's taxonomy places the organism in Eukaryota, Fungi, Ascomycota, Eurotiomycetes, Eurotiales, Aspergillaceae. Gene Ontology annotation, biological process: regulation of DNA-templated transcription. The record is from RefSeq and is a predicted model, not a curated record. The coding region runs from base 148 to 1659 and encodes 503 amino acids. The transcript has 3 exons.